Molecule: messenger RNA, 3324 nt
Organism: Oncorhynchus masou masou (cherry salmon)
Lineage: Eukaryota; Metazoa; Chordata; Actinopteri; Salmoniformes; Salmonidae
Product: secernin-2-like
Exons: 9
Coding region: 76-1344 (422 amino acids)
Biological process (GO): proteolysis
Molecular function (GO): cysteine-type exopeptidase activity; dipeptidase activity
Source: RefSeq, a predicted model, not a curated record
CGAUCACGUGGUACGGUAGCUCCACGACAACCUGCCUUCUCUUUGCUACCGCGUCUGGUUUUGCGAUUAUAAAGGAUGGCAGAGCAUGAGCCACCCCUCUCGUGUGACUGCUUUGUGUCCUUGCCCCCCGGCUCACAAGAUGAUCACGUGAUUUUUGGGAAGAACUCAGACCGUCCUAGAGAUGAGGUCCAAGAGGUUCUUUACUACCCGGCAACCAGUCACCCAUCUGGGACCAUGCUGGAGUGCACGUACAUUCAGAUCCCCCAAGCAGAAUACACCCAUGCUGUGGUCCUCAGCCGGCCUUCCUGGCUGUGGGGGGCCGAGAUGGGGGCCAACGACAAGGGGGUCUGCAUCGGGAACGAGGCUGUGUGGACCCGCGAAGCUAUCGAUCCAGGGGAAGCCCUGCUAGGAAUGGACCUGGUCCGCUUGGGGCUUGAGCGUGCGGACAGUGCCUGGGGGGCGGUGAGUGUGAUCACUGGUCUGCUGGAGCAGCAUGGCCAGGGGGGGCCAUGCAGGGAGGACCCGGCGCCCUUCAGCUACCACAACUCCUUCCUCCUGGUGGACCGCAACGAGGCCUGGGUCCUGGAGACUGCCGGCAAGCUCUGGGUGGCACAGAAAGUCACCGAGGGGGUGAAGAACAUCUCCAAUGCGCUGACCAUCGGGACGGAUAUCUCGGCUGAGCACCCAGAGCUGCGGAGUGUGGCCCAGGCCCAGGGUUGGUGGAGCGGCGAGGGAGAGUUCUGCUUCAAUGAGGUGUUCAAGUCUGAAAACCCCCCCGCCAGGAUGGAACUGGCCAAGAAGCGCUACAGUGGGGGCACACAGCUCCUUCAACAGCAUGAUGGUUCUGUGACGGCCGAGGUGAUGAUGUCCAUCCUGAGGGACAAGCCCAGUGGGAUCUGCAUGGACUCUGGGGGGUUCCGCACCACUGGCAGCAUGGUGUCCAUCCUGCCCCGCGAUCCCAGCCUGCCGUGCAUCCACUUCCUCACUGCCACCCCCGACCCCUCCAGGUCUGUUUUCAAGCCUUUUAUCUUCUCUGAGUCUGUGACCCCAGUGUCGAGGGUGAUCUCCCCACAGUACGGCCCAGACGACCCGGUCAGGAAGCAGCCGCGCUUCCAGAGCCAAGUGGACCGCAGGCACGACCUGUACAAGGCCCAUGAGGGGGCCCUGCAGACGAUGGAGACCAACCCGGACGCAGGGAAUGCUCUGACGGAGACAUUGAGGAUGUUGGAGGGCCAGUGUCUGACGGACAUAUCAGCCCUGCUCAGUGGAGAAAUACCAGCAGAUGAGGAACUGGGGGACCUGUUCUUUGACUGUGUGGACACGGAGCUGAAGUUCUACCAGUGAGGAGCGCCCUCAUGUGGAGAAUGCUAGUGCUUGCAGAUCGGCAGGAGAUGGCCCUGGGACUGUUACAUCCUGUGCUCCUGUUAGAUUGGCUCCCUCCCAUCUCACGCAUACGAACCCCCUGAUGCCACUCCAUCCAUCAUUAACACAGAAUAUAAAUGUCUUAACGUUCCAUGGGAUUGGAACAUCAUUAUCAUUUGUAUCACUUUAGGGAGCAAUGCUCGCCCCACAUUAGUGAGUAUGUGAUAGACCACUACAGGAGUGUACAUUACCAGUUAAAAGUUUGGACACACCUACUCAUUCAAAGGUUUUUCCUAUUUGACUAUUUUCUACAUUGUAGAAUAAUAGUGAAGAUGUCAAAACUAUGAAAUAACACAUGGAAUCAUGUAGUAACCAAAAAUGUGUUAAACAAAUCAUUAUAUAUUUGAUAUUCUUCAAAGUAGCCACCCUUUGCCUUGAUGACAGCUUUGCACACUCCUGGCAUUCUCUCAACCAGCUUCACCUGGAAUGCUUUUCCAGCAGUCUUGAAGGAGUUCCCACAUAUGCUGAGCCCUUUUUGGCUGCUUUUCCUUCACUCUGCGGUCCAACUCAUCCCAAACCAUCUUAAUUGGGUUGAGGUCGGACGAUUGUGAAGGCCAGGUCAUCUAAUGCAGCACUCCAUCACUCUCCUUGGUAAAAUAGCCCUUACACAGCCUGGAGGUGUGUUGGGUUAUUAUCCUGUUAAAACAAAUGAUAGUCCCACGAAGCGCAAACAAGAUGGGAUGGUGUAUCGCUGCAGCGUGCUGUGGUAGCCAUGCUGGUUAAGUGUGCCUUCAAUUCUAAAUAAAUCACUGACAGUGUCACCAGCAAAGCACCCCCACACCAUCACACCUCCUCCAUGCUACACGGUGGGAACCACACAUGCGGAUAUCAUCCGUUCACCUACUCUGCGUCUCACAAAGACACAUCGGGUGGAACCAGAAAUCUCACAUUUGGACUCAUUAGACCAAAGGACAGAUUUCCACCGGUCUAAUGUACAUUGCUCAUGUUUUUUUGGCCCAAGCAAGUCUCUUAUUUGUGUCCUUUAGUAGUGGUUUCUUUGCAGCAAUUUGACCAUGAAGACCUGAUUCACACAAUCCGCUCUGAACAGGUGAUGUUGAGAUUUGUUUUACUUGAACUCUGAAGCUUUUAUUUUGGCUGCAAUCUGAGGUGCAAUUAACUCUAAUGAACUUAUCCUCUGCAGCAGAGUUAACUCUGGGUCUUUCCUGUGGCGGUCCUCAUGAGAGCCAGUUGCAUCAUAGCGCUUGAUGGUUUUUGCGACUGCACUUGAAGAAACUUUCAAAAUUCUUGAAAUGUUCCAGAUGGGCUGACCGAUAAUGGAUGUAAUAAUGUAAUGGACUUUCAUUUUCUCUUUGCUUAUUUGAGCUGUACUUGCCAUAAUAUGGACUUGGUCUUUUACCAAAUAGGGCUAUAUUCUGUUUACCACCCCUACUUUGUCACAACACAACCGAUUGGCUCAAAUGCAUUAAGAAGGAAAGAAAUUCUGUCAAUUAACAUUUAACAAGGCACACCUGUUAAUUGAAAUGAAUUCCAGGUGACUACCUGAUGAAGCUGGUUGAGAGAAUGCCAAUGGUGUGCAAAGCUGUCAUCAAGGCAAAGGGUGGCUACUUUGAAGAAUCUCAAAUAUAAAAUAUAAUUUGAUCUGUUUAACACUUUUUUUUUGGUAACUACAUAAUUCCAUGUGUUAUUUCAUAGUUUUGAUGUCUUCACUAUUAUUCUACAAUGUGGAAAAUUAGUGAAAAUAAAGAAAAACCCUUGAAUAAGUAGGUGUUCCAAACUUUUUACUGGUACUGUAUGUAUGUGACUAUGUGUAGAUCUGUUUCACAUUAAAACACCGACUGUAAGUACACCAUUUGUAAAAUGUGCAAUUCAUUGUUACAAGUGAAUGGGGGUUAGUUGACAGACUGCCCCAUGAGAAUUAACUAAUAAAAUAUUAGCUCUGUC